AGGGCAGUCAGUUGAGUCCCGGGCGUUGAGUUGGAUGCCGGUAGGCCGGCUUCUCGGUUCCUCUCAUUUUUCGGGCUACGGCCGGCUGGAUUCCCUCUUCCACUUACUUGUGUAGGCUGACAGCUUCUGCCCUCACCGCCUUGCUCUCUCGCCCCGUCCCCAGGCUUGGCCGAAGCCGGGAGGGUGCACUCGGAAGACGGGCUGCCUCCGAGGGAUAGGCUUGGUGCGGCGUCCCCAGGGCCGGUGGCCCAGGCAAGUCCUCGGGCCGGCUUUGGCCUCCUGUCGGAGCUGUUUAGUUGCCUCGCAAUGAGUGACUGCUGUGCACGCGAGGAGCGUUCGCGCGUCUUUCGCGGCUCGUUUUCCCACGGCGUCCCUGGCAGCGUUGCUUCCCUAAGACUCCGUGCGAAGGAGCGAUCUGACGGGUUGGUGGUUCGCCUUUAUAGCGUUAAAUGGCUUGCAGUUAUUUACUGGCAGAAUUGAGAUAAAUUCACUCUAUUUGAUUUACUCCAAUGAAUUCAAGUUUCAAACAUCAUCCAAUUAUUCUUAUAUCCAACAACAAUGAGAUUCCUACUGGUUUUUGAUUUUGAUCAUACAAUUGUAGAUGAGAACAGUGAUACCUGGAUUGUUAAAUGUGCCCCCGAUUCAAAACUUCCUGAUGAAAUAAAAAACUCCUAUCAAAAAGGACACUGGACGGAAUACAUGGAUAGAGUUUUUAAAUAUCUGGGAGAUAAUGGAGUAACAGAAGAAGAGAUGAAAAGGACUAUGACAGCAAUCCCAUUUACUUCAGGAAUGAUAGAUCUUUUAGAUUUUAUUGGCAAACACAAAGGCUUUUUUGAUUGCAUAAUUAUAUCAGAUUCCAAUACUGUCUUUAUUGACUGGAUUUUAAAAACAGCAAAUGUUUUUCAACUAUUUGAUGAAGUGUUUACAAACCCUGCAAGUUUUGAUAGCUUUGGCUAUCUUUCUGUGCAGAAUUGUCAUAUCCAUGAUUGUACAAAGUGCCCUAUAAAUUUAUGUAAGAGGAAAGUUUUAGAAGAAUUUUUAGAAAGCAAUUUAACGUCAAGAGUUAAAUACUCACAAAUUGUAUAUAUAGGUGAUGGUGGGAAUGAUCUGUGUCCUGUGAUGUGUUUAAAAAAGAGCGAUGUUGUUAUGCCACGCCAUGGAUAUAUUUUGGAGAAAAUGAUUUCUCAAUUAGCUCAGGAUCUUGCUCCAUUGGAUGCAUCAGUUCUUGUUUGGUCAUCUGGUGUUGAGAUUCUUGCCUACUUAGAAUUGCUUAUAAAAGAAUAGUUCCCAUUUAGCUUAACAACAGCAAAUUGGUGCUACUGUCUUGACUUUCACAUAGUAGAAUCCUUUCUUUAUAGAUAUUAGAAAAAUCACAUUUUGUUUAGAUAAUUUUAAUUGAUUGUCUUCCCUUUCCUUGUACAAAAUCAGUGUAUGGUUGAUAGAAUGAAUAAUUUAAUGAAGCAGAUGCCAAAAUUAUUAAAUAUAAUAGUCAUCAAUAUCAUUUCAGAUGAACUAUUAAAGUCUGUUCUAUGAUAUAUGAUAGUAGGUUCUGAUUAAUUAUAUAUUGGGCAGCCAUUUGGCCUGUGGCAGCAUAGCAUACACUCAAAUUAGCUCUUAUCAGUAAAGAGGAAAAAGAAGCAAAUCCCAUUAUGUGAGUGGAACUCUCACUCAAAUAAUUGCUAACGUUUGCUGCUUUUAAGAAAAUAACAGAACAUUAUUUCUUAAAAUUGAAAAAUACUUUCAUAGUCCUGUAAAACUGUAGAGGUCCAGAUUAUUUUCUGUAACCAAUUACAAUACAACAAUUGGUUGCAGUUUAGUGGCAUCAAAUAAAAAUAAGAUCAUAUCCAUUUUUCUCCUUUUUAACAAAUAUAUUCUACAUCAGUCAAUCUGGUUAAAGGUAAUGCACCAUUACAAAUAAAUGUAGGCAAUACUGAAUACUGUUUAAUAAUAUCUGUCCAUAAAAGUGUUGGUUUUAUCUGCAAAUAAAUCAUAAGAAUGCAAAUGAGAUGAUGCAAUGAAAGAUAUGUAUUUCUUUUCAUAAGCAAAAUACUUUAUAUGAAUUCCGUUCAAUUCUGUGCAUGUUUACUGAGAAAUAAUCCCUAAUUAGGCCAGUGGGAUUUAUUCCUAAAUAAACUACCUAGAAUUGAAUCCUUUAAAGAAUUAUGUAAAAUGAAGAGUAUAAUGUCAGUGCCACAAAUAUAAAAUUACUGCUUCAGUCUAUUACUAAGGCAUCACAUUUAUCUUUGCCAAUAUCUGCGAGGUAUAAUCUUUCUUUUUAUGUAAUUUUGUUAGAAAUAUGAAGAUACUGGAAGAGGAGGACUGUAUUAGUCUAUGUGCAAAUAAUAAUGACAUCAUCCUUUCCAUCUAGUAACUGUUAUUUAGAGGCAUAAGCCUUCAUAAGCUGAAACUCAGUUCAUGACAAUUUAUGCCUUUUAGUAAGAUUGGUUAGUUAGAAAAGGUGCUGCCAAACUCCUCUUAAUGUGAAAAUUAUAUCUGAAAGUUUUGAAAAAGGGCAUAAAUAGAUAAGCAGUUUUGUGUUGAUCUUUUAGCCUUUGCAAAAAGUGAAUGUGUGAAAAUUGGUUUAAUGUGUGGAAUUGUAUAUAUGGAUAAUGUAUUUUUUUAGUUUAAAAUUGGUGAAAGAAGAAAAAAAGAUUAGCUCAAUAUUAGCUUCCUCUCAGAUAUUAAUUUAUGUUGGUCUUAAUGAGUAGAUUAUUUAACUAUCUGCUAAGAUUCAGAUACUGAGUACAUUUGAUAUAAUGAACAAUGAAUUUGCUUAGAAAUCCAUAUUUCACUUGUUAUUCUUUGAAAUGCUAUGUGCCUACUCGAACUUUUGGAAUAUGUGUACUAUUUAAAAUAACGAUUAAUUUAUCCCAUUUGUAGUUUUUAUUUAAGAUGUAUGCUUAUAAAGAUAACAAUUAAAUAUUUUAUUACUGAAUCUACCUGUUAAAUAUUUUGCCUUAACUGUAGAAUAUAGCGAUUAUAUAAAUCAACAGAAACAUACUGUGAUGGGACCUAACAGUUGUUUAGCUGAUUAGUAUAAAAAGAACAUUGGUUUUCUAUUUCUUCCUCUGUUGGGGAUACUAUAUAUUAAAGCUUUUUCUAACAAAUUCUUCUCCCCUAGUUUUAAUGAAGCUUAAUUUGCAUUCCUUCCCAGCAUAGAUGAGGACCCUAUUACAUGGUCUAAAGAUCUGCUUAUUUGAUAAAUGUGAAUGCUGAUUUUAACAGUUAUCUUGACCCAUGGAUUAUUGCUUGUGCUUUCAACCAUUGUGCAUCCAUCUUGGGCAGGAUUUAUAAUUGAACUAUCAGAGUUCUGCUAUUUAUUAUUUGAAUAAUUCAUAUGGCUGCCCUAUCUCAGAGCAGGACUGGGUGGUGUAAAAGGUUAAAAACCAACAGUUAUAAGUAAUAUCUAAUGACUCUUGAGGGAAAUAAUACAUUCUAAUCUUAAACUCAUAUCAGCAACAGUGUUUUCCUAACCUUCUGGUCCAAAUGUCUGAGGAAACAGCCUGAUCUUGAGAACCUUAUGAAGGGCUAACAGGGUUGGGACCAACCAGAUCUCUUGAGUAUGCUGUUCCACAAGUAGGCACUGGCAUUAUGUUUUCAACAAGAUGACAUUGUUUAAUUGAGGGGAUCUGAAAUAUGCUAGAUCUAGUAGGAUCAGAAAAAAAA
Crotalus tigris (Tiger rattlesnake) is the source of this 3666-nucleotide messenger RNA. RefSeq names its product phosphatase, orphan 2 (gene PHOSPHO2). The transcript is spliced from 3 exons. The record is from RefSeq and is a predicted model, not a curated record. Bases 559 to 1284 code for a protein of 241 amino acids. Gene Ontology annotation, molecular function: phosphatase activity. Lineage: Eukaryota; Metazoa; Chordata; Lepidosauria; Squamata; Viperidae.